GAACAUACAUAGAUGUAGGAGCUUAGGAAAUUAGGGAGAGAGGGAAGAAAAAAAAAAAAAGGAAAAGGAUAUUAACUUGAAUGAUAGCUUACUUCUUCCUUUCCAGAUUUUGUGGGUUUGUCUUAUGCUCUCAUACUUAACUGGUAUAUGAUUUCCUGCCCUACAAAAAGCAUUUGUAUUGUAACAAAUGCAGCAACCUCAGCAGAAACAGCACUCAUUUAAAGCUUGCAUGCUAAAUACCAGGCCUCAGAUCCCACUUCUGAUACCCACAAUCCACCCAUUAUCAAUGAUUGCUUUUUCUAGCCUUAGGGUGUGAUAACCAAUUCAACCCAGAACCUCCAGAGGGACAUUUUGUUGCAAUGAGUAAGGAAAGUAGAAGAGCCUCUCAUCAACGUGAUCCUCACGCAAAGCAAAACAAGGAAUACUAAAUGGCUGUGCCACCCUGGUAGCUACAUGGUACUACAUGGCCUACAGAGUUAUCCUGGACAGAUCAGUCUGCCUUCAGUAUCCCAGCAGUGUCACAGACAAAAUGAAUGGGAAGAGAAGUCCCAAUGGAAGAACGGCUGUGAAAUAGAUAAACCAAACCCAUCUCAGGCUUCUGCCAAAGGCUGACAUUAUGAAUUGGAGAACAGUAAUUUAUAUCAUUUUAUUAGUAAGCUUUACUGUAGUCAAAGCCCUGCCUAGAAGUUAUUGGGACAUAGAGGAAAAAAACAGCAUUGGCCAGCGUUUUUCUCAGCUGCAGGAGAAUAAUUUUAAAGCCAUUGCCAUGAUCAUGUUUGCUCAGUACGUGCAAGGAAGCACAUUCACCAAAGCGGUUAAAAUGGCUGAAACUGUAACAGAUCUUGCCAAAAGGUGCGCGGCUGCAGAUGGAGACAACCCAGAUUGUCUGAAGCCUUUGGACAAGAUUUUCCUCGAUACAAUAUGCCAGGAGGAAAAUCUUCCAAGGUUUACUGACUGCUGUGCUAAAAAGGACCCUGAAAGAAACGAUUGCUUUCUCUCCCUUAAAAAUUCAUCAAGAGCAUUCAUUUCUCCUUUUGAAAGGCCAAAUGCUGAAGCUGCCUGCAAAAAUUAUUCACAGAAUCAACAUUCGUUAACAGGAUAUUUCAUCUAUGAGAUUUCCAGAAGGCAUCCUUUCCUCUAUGCCCCAACAAUCCUUUCUGUUGCUAUCCAUUAUGAUGAGAUGAUGAAGGACUGCUGUAGAAGUGCCGAAAACCCCACUCAUAACCUGGAGGAAUGCUUUCGGAGACAGGCACCAAAGGUAGUGAAGCCAGUCAGAGAAGAUGGCCUGAGGCAGGAACACACAUGUGGAAUUCUGAAGAAGUUUGGAGAAAGGACCAUAAAGGCUCUGAAACUUGCUCAGAUAAGCCAGAAAUUUCCUAAAGCUGAUUUUGUUACUGUUAGCAAACUUGUGAUGGAUGUUGCUAACAUGCACAAGGACUGCUGUCGUGGAGAUAUGCUGGAGUGUAUGCACGAUAGGGAAGAGAUUCUACACUAUGUCUGCACCAACCAAGACAUCAUAUCAAGUAAAAUUAAAAAGUGCUGUGAAAAGCCACUGUUACAAAGAAGUGAAUGCAUAAUUAAUGCAGAAAAUGAUGACAAACCUGCGAACUUGUCCCCCCAUGUCAGGGAGUUUAUAGAAGACAAAGGAAUAUGUGAACGCUUUGCUCAGGAAAAAGAUACGCACUUAGCCAGGUUUCUCUAUGAAUAUUCCAGAAGACACCCUGAAUUUUCUGCUCAAAUGCUUUUAAGAAUUGGUAAAGGAUAUGAGGACCUGCUGGAGGAGUGCUGCAAAACUGAUUCUCCACAAGACUGCUGCAGCAGAGGGGAAGAAGAACUGAAGAAACACAUUUAUGAAACGGAAAGUGUGAUGAAAACAAGCUGUGACAUUUACAAGGAGAAAGGAGACUACUAUUUCCAAAACGAGCUUCUCAUGAGCUUCACCAAGAAGAUGCCUCAGCUAACAUCUGCAGAGCUAAUAAAAUUCACCAAACAAAUGACUACAAUCGGCUCCAAAUGCUGCCAAUUAGGCCAGGACAAGCUAUUGCCUUGUGCUGAAGAAAACCUGGAUCUUGUGCUUGGAGAAAUAUGUAGAAGACACCUAACCAACCCAAUAAACCCCGGUGUUUGCCACUGCUGUAGUAGCUCCUACGCUCUUAGGAGGCCAUGCAUGGGGAAACUAGAAAUUGAUGAGAAUUAUGUGCCCUUAUCAUUGACUCCUGGUCUGUUCACUUUCCACGAAGACUUGUGUACAACAGAAGAGGAAAAGUUACAGCACAAGAAGCAGGAAAUGCUCAUCAACCUCAUUAAAUACAAGCCCCAGAUCACACAGGAACAGCUGACCUCCGUCACUGCGGCUUUUACUGCCAUGAGGGAACAGUGCUGCAAAGAAGAAAACCGCGAAGCAUGUUUUGUGAAAGAGGUAUUGUUUCUGUUUUCACCUUUAUAUUCUCAAAGUGAAAAUAUACACAAAAGUGUAAAUUUCUCCAUUAAGCAACAAAAGCAAAGCCUGACUAGCCAGAAUUCCUUUGGUUCUAUUUCUAAAGACCAACGUUAUUGCCUGCACAGGUAGAUAGGCAUGUCAGUUUAGCUGUGCAUGACUGCUAGAGAACAUAGCUAGUUAUCCUUGUGUUUCUGUGUAGCAAUUUAUAGACACAGAACUCAGCUACAUCUAUUGCUACUGGGGAAUCACUGGGACUUGGCACUUGUCUUUCCUAUGUUAUUUUAGCUUAUUGACAUUCAUAACGCAGAGCUACCUUGGUUUCUCUCUGCCUUUCAGUAAACCUGCUUUUCCUUACUUCUCAUCUCUGAUAUAUUCCUUAAGAUAAACUGAAAUUUAACAUGUUUCCCACAACCCUUGAGGCUUACUCCCUCUCUUCUAAGUCUUUGCAUUACUUUGCUUCAAAUGAUCAAGUACAGAAAAACCUUACUUAUGUAAAAAGUUUCCACCUCCACGUCCACCCAGCCUAUCAUCCAGAAAGAAUCAUCCUUCUACUUAAUAAAGCUGUAUUUCAGUAUUUUUCUACCAAAUGCCAAACCAUCUAAGGCAACCUGAGCUGAGCAGUAAAAGCAAAAUGUAUAUUAAACAGUGUCAUAUGUAUAUACACACUGUAUAUACAGUGCUUGUACACAACUUGCAGAGAUUAUAAAACAUUAAUGAAUUGACUUACUGCUCUUGUACACAUGUAACUUGUUCGCAAGUACAUUACCUUCCCUAUUUCAUUGAUAAUAUUCACUUUUUU
This is a messenger RNA of Anas platyrhynchos (mallard), 3239 nucleotides long. The record is from RefSeq and is a predicted model, not a curated record. Lineage: Eukaryota; Metazoa; Chordata; Aves; Anseriformes; Anatidae.